UGCAUCUAUUAAAUCCCCUCUACUAGUCUAUUUCCAUUUUCCCACUACUUCUACUUAAUAUUUCCUCCCACUCUAUAUCUCAUUCUCAGACCAAAUUCAAACAUGAAAUUUAUAAUCGCUUUCCUUUUAGCUUUCUUGCUCAUCUCUGUUACUCUCUCCUUUGCAGCCCGACCCGAACCCACUGGAUCAUCCAAACCAAAUUCCAACAAUGACAAGAAAGUUAGUGGAAAUGAUGGUGGAUUCUUUGGACCCGGAGGCGGCUUCAACAUACCCGGGUUUGGAAAUGGAUGGGGAAAUGGAGUUGGUGGCGGGUAUGGAGCUGGUUAUGGGGGUCCGAGUGGAGGGUAUUCUAAAGGUGGCAUCAUAAGGUCUUCUGUGGUGUGCAAAGAAAAGGGCCCAUGUUAUAAGAAGAAACUGACAUGUCCGGCUAAGUGUUUCAGCUCUUACCACCGAUCCGGCAAGGGAUACGGCGGCGGCGGAGGUGGCGGUGGGUGCACCAUUGAUUGCAAGAAGAAAUGCACUUCCUACUGUUGAAAUGAGCUAGCCAGUACUAUCUAGCUCGUAAUGGUUCUUGAGAAAGAAAAUAAAAAUAGCAUGUGAUGUCACUGUAGUUUUGUUGCUUCAUUAGCUAUAUGUGAACUAUAUUGAGCAGCAGCUAUGUAGAGGGUUUUUAGUACUGAUAUAUCUAUGUAAUUUCCAAUCCUAUUACAUUAGUAGCUUACGUUAUGUGCCGGAAAGCUUUGAUUAAAAUCGCAAGUGCCUUGUAGUUAAGUUAGAGAGAAAUGUUGGUUUGCCAGAUUUGUCUUUCAACCUUAAGUUACAUGAAA
Molecule: messenger RNA, 827 nt
Organism: Olea europaea var. sylvestris
Lineage: Eukaryota; Viridiplantae; Streptophyta; Magnoliopsida; Lamiales; Oleaceae
Exons: 1
Coding region: 103-534 (143 amino acids)
Source: RefSeq, a predicted model, not a curated record